AUGGCUCAUCCCGGUAGACCAAGAGGUCGUAUGAAUAAGAAGACCCAAGCAGCUCAAGCAGCCCAGGCACAGGCUGCAGCUCAAGCCCAAGCGGCUGCUCAGGCACGAGCCCAAGCGGCUUCUCAAGCUCAAAUGCAAGCUCAAAAUAGACUUAAAGAAGAACCUGGAGUUCAUGCUCAUGAUGAUGCUGAUUUAAUCUCGUAUAGAACAGAUGCAUUGGCUCGAUUUAUUAGCAAUCAUGAAUAUAUCGAAAAUAUAACUAUGAAAAUGAUCCAUACUUCAAAGAUUAUUCCACCUACAUUAUUUCCAUUAAUACCAAAGAGAAAUCCUCAGGAGUUUGAUAAACUUUUACCAGAAGAGAUAUAUUAUGGAGAUUUAGAAUAUAUGAAAUUGAAGAGUCAUGCUUUAGAAAGUGAAAUAUCAAAUUUGAAUAAUAAUGUCAACUUUAAUAAAUAUGUACCCCAAGAUGAGAAAUAUAAUUUUGAAAAGGAACAAAUUGAAAAAUUAUCAGAUUUACAAUCAAGAUUAUAUUCAUCAGAAUCAAUAGAGGAGUUGGAGAAGGAGUUUGAUGAUAUAUUAAACACUUACAAUUCAAAAUUCAAUCAUAGUUUCCAAUCCAUGGAAUUAGUUCAACAAUAUAAAGUAUCAAUUAAAGAUCUCAAAGUUCAAUCAGCUCCAGAAAAUUAUAAUCCAAAACUGAUAACGUCACUUAUAAAUGGAAUACCUGGCAAUACCAACAAUAAUAUCAACAAUAAUAACAAUAUCAACACCAAUGGUAUCAAUAACACCAAUAAUAUGAUCAUCAAUAAUAACAAUAACCAAGGUAAUAAUAUAAUCCCCAAUAACGGCAUAAAUACUAAUGGAAGUAAUGAUAUCACCAAUCGAGCUCCAAGUGCUCACAGCAACGGGAAUGGGGUUGAUAUACGGGAUAAUGGAUUAAGUUCUAAUGGUGGUGAUGCUUUCUUGACAUCUACCGAUAAUCCUGAAUCAAUGGACAAUUUCAAUCCUAAUAAUGUAUUCUUAUCUCAAUUUGAUGAUUCAGCCAAUUCAUCUGAUUUCGGAGGUAAUUCAAAUGGUAAGAAUUUCAGUAUGUCAUUAUUAAAUUCAUCAAAUGCAUCAACUAAUGGUGUAGCUACUGGUGGAACCGGUGGAAGUAUGGAUAUUGAAAAUGAUAUACCGGUAAGUGCCAAUGAUCAAUCAAAUAAUGUUACCAAUAGUUCCAAUAAUGUGGGCAACAAUAAUCCUGGUUUAUCCAAUAGUAAUAAUCAAAAUCAACUUCGUUUACCAGACGAUGUAGAAGGAUUGGUUCGUGAUAAUGAAGACGUUGACGAUGAUGACGAUGAUGAUGAUGAUAAUGAUCAUAUUAUGGACGAUGAUGGUGUUGAUGAUGAUGUGUUAUUCCGUGAAACCAAUCUUGAUCCAAACCAACAAGUUGUUGAUGACGACGAUAUCGUUGAUUUAAUCAAUUUCGAUGAAAAUGAUGAUAAUACAGGGUUUGCUCAAGAUUUAUUAUUUAAUUAG
Molecule: messenger RNA, 1521 nt
Organism: Scheffersomyces coipomensis
Lineage: Eukaryota; Fungi; Ascomycota; Pichiomycetes; Serinales; Debaryomycetaceae
Exons: 1
Coding region: 1-1521 (506 amino acids)
Source: RefSeq, a predicted model, not a curated record